Molecule: messenger RNA, 4836 nt
Organism: Heterocephalus glaber (naked mole-rat)
Lineage: Eukaryota; Metazoa; Chordata; Mammalia; Rodentia; Bathyergidae
Gene: Lrrc8e
Product: leucine rich repeat containing 8 VRAC subunit E
Cellular component (GO): cytoplasm
Molecular function (GO): protein binding
Source: RefSeq, a predicted model, not a curated record
UCAGACAGAGUCUCCUGUAGCCAAUAAGUUGCCCAGGCUGGGCUCAAACCUAUGAUCCUCCUGCCGAAGCCUCCCAGAAUUUUGGGAUUGCAGGUGUGUGGCAACCAUGCCCUGCUCACAAAUUUUUUUUAAAGCUGGAUGUUCUCAGGUAAAGUGGGCAGUUAUCACGGGAAACUAGAAAGGCAUCUUGAGGGUGGGUGUCCUUCAGCACGGCCACUACACUUGGACACCUCUGUAUACACGGAGCAGGCCCCAGGCCCCCCGACAUGCAUCCCACCCUCACCCUUGAAGCACUCACAUGCAGGGCGCAGCAUCCCUUCUCCAGAACAGCCUCCAGCAAUGACAGCCGGGCUGCUGGGUAUGCACCUCCAUGCCCCUUGGAUGGGACAAAAAGACAAACAAUUGGACUGCCUACAGGAAGAAGCCUGGCUGAAGGAAUUCCCUCAACCCUAAACAUUUCCAGUCUCACAGUUGGGACAGUUUCUUGGAGUCGGGGGGACCACUCUCCUAUCUACUCCUUCCAUUAGAGAGGGAUUUUCAGACAGGGUAGAUCAGAGUUCAAAUGUCAGCAGAGGGGCAGUGGCACUCCCCUGUAAUCCCAGCACUUCGGGAGGCUGACGCAGGAGGAUUGCCAGUUCUGGGUUCCGGCUGAGCAACUUAUCAAGACUUUAUCUCAAAAUAAAAAAUAAAAAGGACUGGGGAUAUAGCUCAGUGAGGAGGCCCUGGGUUCACUCCCUAAUACCAUCAAAAAAAUUUGAAUUCAGGCCCGGGGUGGUUCCAGCGACUGCCUCGCAAGCGCAAGGUCCCAAGUUUGAUCCCCGGUACCAAAAAAAACACAUUGAGUUCAAACCCAAUUACCUGCAGGUUGAAGUGAAGACUUUGCAGCUCUGAGACCCCGCCCAGGGCUCCGUAGGUGAUGGCCAGGUCAGGGUGACGCUGGGGAGGUGUUUUAGAAAUGGGGUCCCCAGAAUGGAACUCCAUCCUCACCCACCAAGACCUGGAAGCAGCUUGCCCCCCCCCACAGGCAGGUGGGGACACUCAGGCUGGCACCCCCCGGGCCCCAAAGCAGCACAGGGAGGGGAAGCGCUCCUGAAGACCCUGGGCACCUGCUCCUUGUUGCCUUGGAGGCCAGGUGGCGGUGCCUUGGGCAAUGGAAGACCCUGACACCUGCCCCAAAAGGCAGCCCUAGGGUUGCCUCCGGCUCCCCCGUCCCCCACCCCAGGUUUGCAGGACUAAGGUCCCUGGGGUAGACAGGAUCAGAACCCUUCCUCUGCCUGUGCCUGAGGAGCGCCAGGUCAGUUAGACCUGGGAGGCCCACAGCACAGCGAGGCGGGGCCAGGUGUCUGGGGCGGAGCAGCUCUGGGAUCCUGGCCCGCCCUCCUGAGUCACCCUCUCCGCCUGCCUGCCCUGGAACUCUUCGGGCAACCCGGCCACUCCUCGCCCAGGGACCCAGGAGCUGGGCCAAACGUCCACCCCGCAGCGGCACGAUGAUCCCAGUGGCCGAGUUCAAGCAAUUCACGGAACAGCAGCCUGCGUUCAAGGUGCUCAAACCCUGGUGGGAUGUGCUCGCUGAGUAUCUCACGGUGGCUAUGCUCAUGAUCGGAGUCUUUGGCUGCACCCUGCAGGUGACGCAGGACAAGAUUAUCUGCCUGCCCAGUCAUGAACCCCGGGAGAACUUCUCAGAGGCCCCUUGCCAGCAGCUCUUGCCUCAGGGGGUCUCCGAGCACAUGGAGGGCCUCCGGGAGCUGAGUGGCCUCAAGAACAACUUGGACCUGCAGCAGUACAGCUUCAUUAACCAGCUGUGCUAUGAGACAGCCCUGCACUGGUAUGCCAAAUACUUCCCCUACCUGGUUGUCAUCCACACACUCAUCUUCAUGGUCUGCACCAGCUUCUGGUUCAAGUUCCCCGGCACCAGCUCCAAGAUCGAACAUUUCAUCUCCAUCCUGGGCAAGUGUUUCGAUUCCCCAUGGACCACCCGGGCCUUGUCUCAGGUCUCCGGGGAGAACCAAAAAGGCGCAGCUGCCUCACGGGCCACAGCCAUCACAGUGGCUGCAGCAGGGACCGGGUCCGGGAAGGCAGGUGAGGGCGAGAAGGAGAAAGUGCUAGCAGAACCGGAGAAGGUGGUGACCGAGCCUCCAGCUGUCACCCUGCUGGACAAGAAGGAGGGCGAGCAGGCCAAAGCCCUGUUUGAGAAGGUCAAGAAGUUCCGCGUGCAUGUGGAAGAGGGGGACAUCCUCUACACCAUGUACAUCCGGCAGACAGUGCUCAAAGUCUGCAAGUUCCUGGCCAUCCUGGUCUACAACCUGGUCUACGUGGAGAAGAUCAGCUUCCUGGUAGCUUGCAAGGUGGGGACCUCAGAGGUCACCGGAUAUGCUAGUUUCUGCUGUAACCACACCAAGGCGCACCUCUUCUCCAAGCUGGCCUUCUGCUACAUCUCCUUCGUGUGCGUCUAUGGGAUCACCUGCCUGUACACACUCUACUGGCUCUUCCACCGGCCUCUCAAGGAGUACUCUUUCCGAUCCGUGCGAGAGGAGACAGGCAUGAAUGACAUCCCCGACGUCAGGAAUGACUUCGCCUUCAUGCUGCACCUCAUUGACGAGUAUGACUCGCUCUACUCCAAGCGCUUCGCUGUCUUCCUCUCCGAGGUCAGUGAAAGCCGCCUGAAGCAGCUCAACCUCAACCAUGAGUGGACGCCGGAGAAACUGAGGCAGAAGCUGCAGCGAAACUCAAGGGGCCGGCUGGAGCUGGCUCUCUGCAUGCUCCCUGGACUGCCUGACACCAUCUUCGAGCUCAGCGAGGUGGAGGCACUCAGGCUGGAGGCCAUCUGCGAUAUCGCCUUCCCGCCGGGGCUGUCACAGCUCACAAACCUUCAGGAGCUCAGCUUGUUGCAUUCACCUGCCAGGGUGCCUUUCUCUUCCCAGAUCUUCCUUCGGGACCGCCUGAAGGUGAUCCGGGUCAAAUGUGAGGAGCUCCGAGAGGUGCCCCUCUGGGUGUUCGGGCUUCGUGCCCUGGAGGAGCUGCACCUGGAGGGGCUUUUUCCUCCAGAGCUGGCUCGGGCGGCUUCUCUCGAGAGUCUCCGGGAGCUGAAGCAGCUCAAAGUGUUGUCCUUGCGCAGCAAUGCCGGGAAGGUGCCAGCGAGCGUGACUGACGUGGCUGGGCACCUGCAGCGGCUCAGCCUGCACAAUGACGGGGCGCGCCUGCUGGCCCUCAACAGCCUCAAGAAACUGGCAGUCCUUCGGGAGCUGGAGCUGGUGGCCUGCGGGCUGGAGCGCAUCCCCCAUGCCAUCUUCAGUCUAGGCGCACUACAGGAACUUGACCUCAAAGACAACCACCUCCGGUCCAUUGAAGAGAUCCUCAGCUUCCAGCACUGCCGGAAGCUGGUCACGCUCAGGCUGUGGCACAACCAGAUCGCCUAUGUCCCAGAGCAUGUACGGAAGCUCAGGGGCCUUGAGCAGCUCUACCUGAGCCACAACAAGCUGGAGACCCUGCCCAGCCAGCUCGGCCUGUGCUCCAGCCUCCGUCUGCUGGACGUAUCCCACAACGGGCUACACUCCCUGCCACCCGAGGUGGGCCUCCUCCAGAACCUGCAGCACCUGGCUCUCUCCUACAAUGCUCUCGAAGCCUUGCCAGAUGAGUUGUUCUUCUGCCGCAAGCUGCGGACAUUGCUUCUGGGCUACAACCACCUGGGCUACCUCUCUCCCCAUGUGGCAGCCCUCACAGCCCUUAGUCGCCUGGAGCUCAAGGGCAACCGGUUAGAGGUGCUGCCGGAAGAACUGGGCAACUGCACAGGACUGAAGAAGGCGGGGCUGGUGGUGGAGGACACCCUUUACCAGGGGCUGCCCACUGAGGUUCGAGCAAAGAUGGAGGAGGAAUGAAGUCAGCGUGGAGCAGGUUGCAGAAGAGGACUUCAGAUGCUUCCACCCCAGCCUUGUCUGCCGAGGGGCCCUGCCAGAAGAGGAGGGGCAGCUGUGUCAGCUUUGUGGGGUCCAGACGAGAUCCUGGGACUGGUUUGUCUGGGGAGAGACAGGAAGUUGUGGAUUUGGGGUGGAACCUAUACGGAAAUGUUAACUCAGUCACAGAACCCUCAGAUCAAAACCACACCUGAGUCUUUGGCUGGCUGGCCUGCCCUCCCUCUGGACAUUCCAGCUCCAUUAGUGUCAUGGAUGGGAGUAGGAGCACAUCCCUUUGGGAUUUCCAGCCUGCUCUCCCACCAACAAAUCAGCUUACAUUUGUGGUUCCCUCCCAAGGAGGGGACACAGAUUCAAAGGACCAGGUUUCUACACCCCCAUUCCCACUCAGAUGCUAUUUUCUUAUUUAUAAGUUGCUUGCUGCAGACACGCAUACUUACAUUUGGCUGGGCACCAAAAUCAACUGAGGAGCUAGGACAGAACAAAACAUCCCAGGCCCCACCCCUAAAAGACUGACUCAAGAGCUUUGGGCAGGGGCCAGGAACCCGCUUGUAAAUAAGCAUGCCAGAUAAUUCUGAUGCAGGUGAUCCUAGGACAGUAAGACGGAAAUGGCUGACCUAAAGAGUAUGGGCACCUUAACGCCUAGAGCCCCUUUUAGGUCCAAGACCCUCUGAGGAUCUGAUGAAAGCUGGGUGCCUCCUCCCUCAGUAAAAUGUACCACACACACACAACUCUGCCAACGACUUUCAGGCAGUCCACAAGGGCUAUUCAUGGACUUCCUAAGGUUGGCUGGCUCCAGGUUAAGAACACCUGUCUUGGAGGCUAAAUUUUCCAGAGGAUAAGCAGGGACAUUGUCUUUUGGAUGUUCCUUGUGUGAGGGAGCAUAUAGCAUUGGGCGCUCAAUAAAUAUUAAUUAUGAGAAUUAUAA